Molecule: messenger RNA, 9535 nt
Organism: Alosa alosa (allis shad)
Lineage: Eukaryota; Metazoa; Chordata; Actinopteri; Clupeiformes; Clupeidae
Product: rap guanine nucleotide exchange factor 6-like
Biological process (GO): positive regulation of ERK1 and ERK2 cascade; small GTPase-mediated signal transduction
Molecular function (GO): guanyl-nucleotide exchange factor activity
Source: RefSeq, a predicted model, not a curated record
UGGAAAGUUGUUUUGAGGAUUUGUACUAGCCAGUCUUGUAAACUAGUAAGCUAACAAUCUAAGGACUCUCAGCUGAGCUGAGGGUUCAGCUAUUUUCCUCAAAUAAUUGCAUUGAAACCACAAGUUGAUAUUGCACAACGUUUGCGAACAACACCGUAAACACUUCCGUGUGGCUUAAUAGGGCUUUAGAGGACCAAGCUCUGACAGUCUCGUCGUCGCCAAGAUUUAUGGAAAAGACUGCUAAUUUAGCUCUGAGGAAUUAGCCAAAGGAGUUGGCUGGGAGUUGCUUUUUGCUAGUAAAAGUGGUGUUUCACGCGAAUCAACACAUAGAAAUUGUAACAUCUGGACAGAUGUUAGCCUUGACAUCAAUGGAGCAAAUGCGACUAAGUUGCCAGUUGAACACUUCGUGAUUGGUGGAUCAUCCUAGAUUAAACGGCGGGACUGGAAAACUCAACUAUGCUAGUCAACUCUCAGCGUUGACUCUGAGACUGAAAUCUCUUCCAUUCCUUUCCGUCUAGUUGAUGGCUAGACGUUAGAUGGCUAGCUCUUCGAGAAAGGGCGACGAAGGAUAAAAAUGAAUUCCGCUUACAACUGUACCUGUCGGCUUACUAUUUUAAGCCGCUGAUCUUUGUAAAACCAUGACAUCAGUUUUGUGGUCGCCGCGGUGCGUAAAUUACAUUUAAAGUUAAAAUAAUCUGUACCUCCCUGAAAAUCCUAUCCAUGCUCGGACGAGGUAAAGAGGCACUGGUCGGAGUCAAGAAAAGCUCACAAAGUGGGAUUGUGACAAAUAAGUUUAUUUCUUAAAACCCGUAGCUACUUGGGACGCAUUUACGAGAGCACGACUUAGUGAAACACUCCAAUUAUGGAUUCUUCACUCAAACAGGCGUUAAAGAGACCUCCAUCGCGACGAACAGCAGAGGAUCUGAACAACAUCUACUGCCACCUUUACCACAUGGAUGUGCUGUCACACCUGAGAGAACACCAGCUAAGGUCCAUGUGCACCUCAGCCAGAUAUGAGCGCUAUGAUGCCAACCACAUCCUGUUCUAUCCGGAUAACAUCUCCACAUGCUGGUACAUCCUACUGUCCGGCUCGGUCUUCGUGAAGGAGCACAUGUACUUGGCGCGCUGCUGCUUCGGGAAACAGCUGGGUGGACGACGAGGCUGUGAAUGCAUCACCUUAGAGCCGUCCGAAAUGAUUGUGGUGGAAAACGGCAGCGAGGGCGAGGACACGGCGCUGCAGAGGGACGGCCCGCACCGACACUCGCGCCGGCGCUUCCGACGGGUCAACCCCCGCGGCGAGCGCGAACUCAUCACCGACGGACAGGACCCUGCCAGACCAGCCACGGACUACGCUGACCAUCAGCUUCCUGGAGACCUCAACAAAAUGCAUCUCACAGACCACCCCCACCAGCAGAUGAUGCACAUGGCUCCCAGCCAAUCAGGGUGCAGCAUCGCCAGUGACUCCGGCAGCAGCAGCCUAUCGGAUAUCUAUCAGGCCACAGAGAGCGAGAUAGGAGAUGUGGACCUGUCAGGGCUGCCAGAGGCUGCCGUGGACUCUGAGGAAGAGGAGGAGGAAGAUGAAGACCUGGAGCGGGCAACGGACCCUCUGCUCGGUCGAGACCUGGUGCGCGAGUGUCUGGAGAAGGACCCGGCUGACCGCACCGAUGACGACAUCGAGCAGCUCCUGGAGUUCAUGCACCAGCUGCCGUUCGCCAACAUGACCAUGUCGGUGAGGAGGGAGCUCUGCACGGUCAUGGUGUUUGAGGUGGUGGAGCAGGCGGCCACGGUCAUCCUGCAGGACAGACAAGAGCUGGACCUGUGGUACGUGAUCGUGAACGGCUCGGUGGAGAUCAGCCACCCCGACGGCCGGGCGGAGAUCCUGUGCAUGGGCAACAGCUUCGGCAUCUCGCCCUCCCUGGACAAGCAGUACAUGAGCGGCCUGGUCCGCACCAAAGGCGACGACUGCCAGUUUGUGUGCAUCGCCCAAGAGGACUACUGGCGCAUCCUUAACCAUGUGGAGAAGAACACUCACAAGGUGGAGGAGGAGGGCGAGAUCGUCAUGGUGAAGGAGCACCGCGAGCUGGACCGCAGCGGCACACGCAAGGGACAUAUCGUUAUCAAGGGGACACCAGAGCGUCUGAUCAUGCACCUUGUGGAGGAGCCGUCGGUGGUGGACCCCACUUACAUUGAGGACUUCCUGUUGACCUACCGCACCUUCCUGUCCAGCCCCAUGGAGGUCGGCCGCAAGCUGCUGGAAUGGUUCAAGAUGGACACCCUCCGAGACACGGUCACGAGAAUAGUGCUCUUGUGGGUGAACAACCAUUUCAACGACUUUGAAGGGAACCCAGAAAUGACCCAGUUCCUGGAGGACUUUGAGAAGCAUCUUGAAAAAGAGUCUGUGUCUCUAUGUCUGCCUGGCCCUCACAGGGGACUGUUUGGUGAUGGUGGUGUGGGCCAGUCUCAGGACGACAGCAUCGUGGGCACCAAGCAGGCGCGCCACAGCCUGGCAAUCAUGCCCAUCCCCGGCAGCCUGUCGUCCAGCAGUCCAGACCUGCUGCAGCCCGCCACCAGCGUCCUGGACUUCUCCAACCCCUCAGACAUUCCAGACCAGGUGAUCCGCGUGUUCAAGGCGGACCAGCAGAGCUGCUACAUCAUCAUCAGCAAGGAUACGACGGCGAAGGACGUGGUGUCGCACGUGGUCAACGAGUUUGGGCUGCUGGCGGCGUCGGACACCUACUCCCUGUGCGAGGUGUCCAUCAGCCCGGAGGGCGUCAUCAAGCAGCGCCGGCUCCCUGACCAGCUCUCCAAACUCGCCGACCGCAUCCAGCUCAACGGCAGGUACUACCUGAAGAACAACAUGGAGACUGAGACGCUGUGCUCAGACGAUGACGCCCAGGAGCUGCUGCGCGAGAGCCAGAUCAGCCUGCUGCAGCUUAGCACCGUGGAGCUGGCCGCCCAGCUCUCCAUGCGCGACUUCGACCUCUUCCGCAACAUCGAGUCCACCGAGUACCUGGAGGACCUCUUCAAGCUGGACGGCACGUACAGAGUGGCGAGAGAUGACGCCGGCCUGACCCACCUGAAGCAGUUCGAGGAGAUCAUCAACCAGGAGACGUUCUGGGUCGCCACGGAGAUCCUGCGCGAGCCUAACACCAUGAAGCGCAUGAAGACCAUCAAGCUCUUCAUCAAGAUCGCCCUGCACUGCCGCGAGUGCAAGAACUUCAACUCCAUGUUCGCCAUCAUCAGUGGUCUGAACCUGGCACCGUUCAUGGAGACUGCUUAAUAGUCUGAGAGAAGCUGUUCGACCUGCGGGACAUCUUAGACCAGAUCCCAUAAUAUGACCCAAGUGCCCCUUAGCGUGCUGAGCAGCUGGAGCGUACGUACCCAUCUCCCCCUCUUCCCCGUCGUCAAGAAGGACCUCACCUUCCUACUGGAACGACCUUGAAUGUCGGACGGCCUGCAACUUCUCGGUAGCUGGCGGAUGAUCGAUGAGAUCCGCAUCGCAGCGAUGACCUCGGCCAACAUGGACCCCGCCCUCAUGUUCCGACAGAGGAAGAAGAGGUGGAAGAGCUUAGGGUCACUGAGUCAGGGCAGCACUAACUCCAACAUGCUGGACGUCCAGGUGGGUGCCCAUAAGAAGCGUGUGCGGCGCAGCUCGCUGCUCAACGCCAAGAAGCUGUACGAGGACGCGCAGAUGGCCCGCAAGGUCAAGCAGUACCUGUCCAACCUGCAGGUGGAGACCGACGAGGAGAAGUUCCACAUCAUGUCCCUGCAGUGUGAACCCGCCUACAGCACAUUGUCUAAGAAUCUGAGUGAGAGGAGGUCCACUAAGUCGGACAUGUCUCCCGUGUCUCUGCGCUCAGCCUUGCCCUCUGGGAAGUCCCAGAACCGCGUGUCCCAAGUCCUGCAGGUGCCGCCCGUCAGCCUGUACGGCCCGCUCCGCAAGAAGAGCCUGGCCAAAGACCUGGCACACAACUCCGGCUCUCCCCAGGUGCAGAAGAAGCCGUCGAGUACGGGAGAGGAUUGGAAGCGGCCGGAGGACAGCGUGUCAGCCGCCUCCUCUCUCCACUCCAGCCCCACGGUGUCCCCACAGGGCUCUCCACGCAAAGGCUCCAAGGCAGGCAGCGUCAGCAGUGGCACUGGAACUGGCACCGGUGGCAGCAGCGGCCCUGGAGGUCCUGGGCGCAGCUACGGCAUAGGCUACGCGCUGAUGCCGGCGGGGAAGACGGACCUGUCGGACUCGAGCCACAGCGAGAUCUCGUCGCGCUCCAGCAUCGUCAGUAACUGCUCCGUGGACUCCAUGCUGGCGGCCGCCCCCGAGGAGCGCGGCACCAACCACCAGCGGCCCUGCAGCGCACCAAACGCCAGCACCGCACACGCACACACACACCCCCAGGCCGACGGCGGUCAGCCCUGCACAAGUUCGUUGGGGGCACGUCCCUCGGUGACGCGCGCCUCCACAUUUACGUCGUCAAUGAGCACGGACGAGCUGAUGCCGGACCACACCUCGGUCGAGGCGGCUGACAGCGGGCGCGGCAGCUGGACCUCCUGCUCCAGCAACUCGCACGACAACUUCCAGAGCAUGCCGGCGCAGCGUGCUCUGCUGGACCUGCCCUCAUACCGCCACUCGCAGCUCGGCGGCCCCAUCGCCGAGGUGGAGCCCGGCAACACCUGGACGGAGGACGCCGCGGCCGCUAACCGACACUCCAGAGACAGCUCCGAGCUCAACCCGUCGCGGCAGAGCUGGGCGUCCUCCAGCUCGCUGUCCGACACCAGCUAUGAGGGCAACUACGGGACCAUCAAGCGCCGGGCAGCCGAGCAGUCCGCCGCGCAGGGCGGAGAGUCCUCGGAGGGCUCCCAGACGUCGGACACCAGCUACAAAACGGUCACGUCCAGCACAGAGAAGGGCCUGAUAGUGUACUGUGUAACGUCGCCCACCAAGGACGACAGGUUCAGGUUGCCUCCGCCCACUCCGCCGGGGUACCAGGGCUUGGCGCUGCUCGGCGACGCAGGAGGGGCGCCGCCGAUGCCGCGGCCGCCCCACUUAAAGCCGCCCGACUAUAGCGUGGCCCUGCAGAGGUCAAAGCUGGUCCCCAGCAGGCCCCCCAGUGUGGCCGCUGGCCCUCAGCCGCUAGCGGAUAGUGAGGAUGACGAACAGGUCUCAGCAGUGUAAGUGCAGACACGUGACAGGUGGACGGCGCUGGACGGAUGAGCGAAUGAGUAAGACCGAGAGAAGAGAGUGGUCUCACAAGAGCUAGAGCACCACUGGGAUUGCUGUGGCCUCCCCUCGAGACAAGAGCACACGCACCUCACCCGCACCUCUACCUGCCCACAGUGCAACCUCACCUGUCCCUUCACAAACAGUGUCACACACACACACACACACACACACACACACAUAGACUUGUUUUUAGGCCAUUCAUAGUAGUGGAUGGCUUGUUUUUAAACUCACUUUGCCUCAGGCUCCAGAACUGAAUUGAACUGAAUUGAUAGCACAGGAUGGAGUGUGUGUGUGUUCAAUAUCAUGGCCUCUCGUGCAGAGAAAGGGAAAAAAAACAAUCCAUGAUGACAACCUUGGCUUUUUUUUUAACGAUUUGCUUUUGUAAUAGUACCUCUGUUGUAUGUGACCACACUUAGCUCACCCUCAGCAGCAGUCUGGAACAGUGGGAUUGAAGGGUUCCACUCGUAGAUUCUCUGGUGGAGCUCCAAGUAGCACACAAGAGGGCGGAUGUAAUGGAGAAAAAUGAGCUUACGCCACUUUUCCACCCGCGCCGUGCUGUGCUUCCGGCAGUUUCCGUAAACAUUUGCACCAGAACAUCCCAGUGCAGACCCACACUGUAUCAUAGUGUUUAGAUUUAAGUGUGUAAGUAGGACUGACAUUUGAUGGUCUAUUGCUAGCACAGCUGGCCCCCGAUUACAGUCUGUCUUGUGUUUUAGAUUUAAAAAUAUCAGUCAUUCAGAUUUCAAGAAAGUACAAUUUUUUUAAGGUGCCAUUUUGAAAGCGCUAAAUUCAAGGGGACUAGCUAAGGGAUAAUGGACGACACGUCACGCCACUCAGGAGACGUUUGAGGUGAUAUUUAUAAUAUUUGGUCUCUGGAGUUUACUGCUAAAGGUCUGUGGAGAGUGACCUGGAGUGGGUAGGUAUGGCAUGGAUGUCUGAUUCAUGAAUCUCACCCAAGCCUAGUCCAGAAAGCUCCUCUACAGACCCUUUGGAGAGGGAAUCAAGCUCACUCUGGAAGUGUCCAAGAGACAGGACAUUAUGCGAUCAAGGCAUCCGCAUCCACAUUAGAGACGCGCUAAUGAGUUAGUAUGAAUUAGACAAGCUCUUCUAGUGUGGAGUAGAUCAAAGGGUCUUGGCAUGGCUGUCUGUCCCUGGUGCAAACGUUUGAAACCAGUCUAUCUUCUCUCUGUGUCUCACAUUGGCUCUGUGUGUGUCUGCUUCAAAAAAGAAACAUGAGGUAAACACUCCUUUCAGUAUGACUCAAACCAGUCGGAGUCAGAAAAAGAACAAAGCAUCACCAACAUAAUAAAAGCAAAAGCUUCCUUCGAAUGCAGUUGGACACAUAUAUAUAUAUAUAUAUAUAUAUAUAUAUAUAUAUAUAUAUAUAUAUAUAUACAUACAUAUACACACACACACACACACACACACACACUAGCACUGUAUAACCAUGCUAGCGAGAGAGCUUUAUGUUCAUCAUGUGUGGCCGACAUGACAAGUGUUUACAUAGAAACCCCAUUUGUUUACAGUUGGUGUUAGCCUCAGUGGUUGUCAGUUUUAAAUGUUGCAAUGAGAAAAUCAUGGCUUUUUGAAAUUGUUCGUAUUGUUUUUAGUUGGUAUUAAUGCAGGACAUGUGGAUGCAGCAUCAGAAACUGUUCUUAUUGUACCUCAUCCCCUAACACAUUCUCCCUCUGUCUUCCACGUCUGGCUCCUGCUCUUGUGUUCGUGUACUGUACAUAACAGUGGAAUAUAAACAAGGACUGCUUGUCAAGGGAAAUAUAUUUAUAUUAGUAGGUGUGUAUUUGGUUUACCAUUCCUUGUUGGUAUAAUGCCAUUUUUGGAACAAAAGUACAUUUUUGUAUAGUAUUUUAAAGAGACUGCUUCGAUGUUUAUUGCUUCCUGCAAGACAGAUUCAUAUAAUUUCUAUGUAAGCAGCCUUGUAAGAAGGCAUGGACGUGCAGAUUUGUAUUAUAUUAAGGGAUAGAACUGGAGUAUCUCAUUUUUGGCUGUCUGGUUGCAAAGCUUACAUUGUUUUGUCUUUUUAAUUUCCCUUUGCCAUUGAAAGACUUGAAAAUGGUAAUAUAUACAUACAGUUUUUACAUAUAUAUUUUUAUUUGUUAUAAAUUAAUGUUCCUGAUCGUGUAUAGUUCAAGAGAAAGUCCUCUAUAAAGACUGUAUUUGUAAUAUUUUGUUAUAAUAAAAAUUCAAGAUUGCAGUUGCCCUGUUGCUGUGACUGGGCAGGAAUCUAUCAAGCAUUUUCAUUUCCUUGAGUUCACUCUGUUUUUGUUUACUAUGUCAUGUGUAUUUUCUCAGUCUUGCAUACCAGGAACUGUUAUCAGAGGAUGGUUAUUUAUUUAGUUUAUUUAUUUCCAGAUGUUUUGUUUUUGGUGCCAGUUUGAGGCUCUCAUCACUACCCCUCAUCCUCCGCCCCAAUUCCCCCUCCACCACCUCCCCCAUGUCCAGGAGACUUGACCCUUCAGCAGGGGAGUUUUGACCAUUCUAACAGAUUUUGUUCCGCAACAAUGUACGGUUCUAAAAUACCAUGUUAAAUAUAGCCAGAUAAACCCAGAUAUUCUUUAGAACGUUCAAUUUCCAACAUUCCUGUCACACCGGUGUGACGGUACCGGCUUAAUGGUUAAAUGUAAGUCAUGGGGCACUCAGCUUGCCAUUCCAUCUGCCUAUUUGACGCUACUGCUUCAGGGUUGAAUGUCAGGUUCAGAUGAUCAGGGUUUAUGGUCAAUAUCAGGGUCAGUGUAAUCCUCAGCAGCCCUGCUUUGCUGUAAGACCAGAGUUAGUUCUGCUGCCGUUGUCCAGGUUCAGGUGAAGAUCAGGGUCAGGAGCGCUGGCGGGACAUCCAGGCUCUGACGAGGUCGUGAGGAACGAUAACACAGGGCACGUUGCCGCCCGUAGAAUAGAGCCUGCUGUGUCUCGUUGCUCUCUCCAUCAGAGCUUCCCAGCUCCUUCAUUUGCACAUGAUGUUUUUUUGCCUCCCCCCAGCAACCUUGUGAAGGUUCCCAAUCUCAAUAUGCCUGAAACAAUCUGGAGCGAAGCUCAAAAUAGAGUCCUUUAUCUUUUAGCCUUAAAAUACACUUUUGUGGCUUCCUUGGAAAUAUGAUUGCAGUGCAGAGAUUUGGAUCAGUUUCUCGUGACUCACAGCGCCUCCUCUGAAGGUUCACGAAACACAUAGUGAAGCCGAUGAUGCACGCCUAAACCCCCCAUGCCCCCAUUCCAGUUAUUUUUCCUCUGUUCAGCUGAUUGUAUGACCUUGCAACCCUCAUUCAUAUUCUGUCUUUCCAACUUAACAUUUUUUAGGUCUACAUUCUUCAGCUAAAUGCCAUGAAGUAUUUGUCAAAACAACUCAUGCUAAUGAUGCAGUCCACAUGGCCAAACAAUAUGAACUAUCCUCAGGUACAAUGUUCUAAAGUAAUUAAUGAGGAUUAGUAUUAUAGUGUUCUUAUGUAUACAGGUUACAAACUACAGCGCUAAAGUGAGUCCUAACCAUCCUAACCUAACUGCAUGCUGUAAUGUCAAUUUAGCUAAGAACAUUGUACUGUACUCUUCCUUAAGGACACAUUAUAGUCUAAAAUGAAAAAUAAAAAAAAAAUACCUGACAAAAACUCAUGAAAAUAUAAUAAUCAAUAUAAAUAUAAGGUAUGCCCAUAUAAACUCUUAGUAAAUAUAUUUGAUGCCAUAUGGUCUGUAGUUGACCAUAAGGCAUCUUUAAAUGUUCUUCAGCCCACGUUUAUACGAGAGUCCUUAACAAUUCUACAAAGACCCUACGAGAGUGGUCUCAACACCUGCGUUUUAGAUCGUCCAUUUAACUGCUCUCUGUGCUGUCUGUUGAGCCUGUGAGUGCCCUUUUGCCAGAGCCUUUCUCCUCAGAGACAGUAAUGAGGACCAUUUCAGGUGUGGGGAUAGUGAUUUGCUUAGUGAUUUUAUUUUCACGUAAAUGGCCCAUGACCGCAGUCCAAUAUUGCUCUGGUGUCUGGUAACUGGAAUGCAAUAACUGACGUUUGACCUUGCUGCUGUGCUUGUACAGGAGGGAGAGCAGCAGAACUGCACGUAGGCUAAUUCACCUGCAUAAGAUUCACCUAAUGGCGUUUGGCUUUAUUUGUGUACAUUUUUCAUAGCUGAUGUAACUUAUGUCUUUUAGAAAGACUACUGUGUGUAUGGCUUUUUUGUAUUUCUACUUGUGGCUGUACAUACUUGUUAUAUUUUGUUUAAGAGGAUGUUCAAAAAAAUUAAAGCAAGAGAAAAAGGACAUUUUAUUUCUGAAAGUCUACUUAUGAAUUUUUGACAACAAUAAACCCAUAAAUGUCA